AUGGCUGAGGCGAGUCUCUUCAUCAAACACGAAUCCGACGACCACACCCCCUUCAUCAUGUCACACUCCGGCUACUCGAUGGGUAACCACUUCAACGACGCAGUCGACCCAUCCGACUUGACCAUGCAGCAGCAGAAUGGCUUCAUGCCCUACUCCUUUGGUUCGCAACAGAACAUGUCAUCCAGCUUCAACUUUGGAAACUCCGGUAUCGACACGGACGAGCUGUUGGAUCUCGAAAUCAGCGGUCCCAACGGUCAUCAGCGGGAUAACGUCAACUAUCUCCAGGAUCAGUCUGCCGGUGGCAUCGCCAUGAGUCACCAGAGUCAGAUGUCACACAUGUACUCAAAUACCCCCGACAACGCGCCGAUGGCCAGCCCGUUUGUCCAGAACAGCUUCAACUACGAGCAGUAUCGCAUGAACCAGCAAAAUUCGCACAUGCAGAGUGCCAGCCCCUUCGACCAGACCUACCUCGGCACCAAGCGCCAGAGCUUGCACGGUAUGGACCGUACCUCGUCAGAUGGGCGCAGCCCAAUGACCCCCAAGACCCCCGCUUUGGGAUCCUUGACCCUGGGCACCCCUGAGUCCGGCAGCUUCCCCUCUCAACCCAUUCGAACGGGACUACAGGCUCGCCACCAGAAGAGCCUCUCCAAUCAGUGGGAUGGAACGCCGGGUAGUGCACAGUCAUACGUCGAGUCCUCUCCCAUCUCAUCCCCUCCCCUCCAGCACCACAACGGUAUUUCCGAGAUCCUCAAGUCCGGCAAGCAUGCUUCGCUGCCCGCUAAGGUUGACACCCAUCUCCCUGGCGGAGACCUCGAGUCCCAGGAAGCCAAGCGCCGCCGUCGCCGUGCCUCACAUAACCUGGUCGAACGCCGCCGACGCGACAACAUCAACGAACGGAUCCAGGAUCUCUCCCACCUCGUCCCUCAGCACCGACUGGAGGAUGACAAGGUCCGGAAGCAACUUGUGAAUAACAGCGCAUUGUCCAUGGCCGGUGGGGGCGGCAAUGCCGCCACGUCUCUUCUGGCGGGGGGCAACGGCCGCCGCGCGACACCCGGUAAUAUCACCAUGGGUCUCCCCAUUGAAGAGAAAGAGAAGGGACCCAACAAGGGCGACAUCCUCAACGGUGCCGUCAGCUGGACGCGCGAUCUGAUGUGGGCCCUGCAUGUGAAGUAUCAACAGGAGGCUGAGCUCGCGGAGCUGAUCGCCCGCCUGGGUGGUACGUGGCCGUUUGAGCAAACCGAAGAAGAGAAGCGCAUGCGCAGCGAGAUCCUCGACGCCCUGGAGAAGAACGAUCCCAGCUCCUUCAGCUACACCCGCGGCCCUGGCAGCGGUCUACGCGUCCCCAAGCACACGAAUAUCGCCGGCGAUGCGGUGCAGGGCGGCGAUAUGUCCGGCCUGACCCCUCCGAGCUUGAGCCCUUCAUUCCACAGCGGUGGCAGCAGUGCCAACGGCACAAGUCAGCCGCAGUACUGGAACAGUGCUGGCCAUGCUGCUAUGAGCUUCAAGGAGGAGGAUGAGUAUGGCAUGGAGAUGUAG
Penicillium bovifimosum is the source of this 1536-nucleotide messenger RNA. RefSeq names its product basic helix-loop-helix domain-containing protein. Gene Ontology annotation, biological process: regulation of transcription by RNA polymerase II. The record is from RefSeq and is a predicted model, not a curated record. Lineage: Eukaryota; Fungi; Ascomycota; Eurotiomycetes; Eurotiales; Aspergillaceae. The transcript has a single exon. The coding region runs from base 1 to 1536 and encodes 511 amino acids. Gene Ontology annotation, molecular function: DNA-binding transcription factor activity, RNA polymerase II-specific; RNA polymerase II cis-regulatory region sequence-specific DNA binding; protein dimerization activity.